Molecule: messenger RNA, 2972 nt
Organism: Hypoxylon fragiforme
Lineage: Eukaryota; Fungi; Ascomycota; Sordariomycetes; Xylariales; Hypoxylaceae
Product: ribonucleoside-diphosphate reductase large chain
Exons: 3
Coding region: 142-2874 (910 amino acids)
Biological process (GO): DNA replication; deoxyribonucleotide biosynthetic process
Cellular component (GO): ribonucleoside-diphosphate reductase complex
Molecular function (GO): ATP binding; ribonucleoside-diphosphate reductase activity, thioredoxin disulfide as acceptor
Source: RefSeq, a predicted model, not a curated record
UAUACAUAGUGGCUUCUAAUUGAUCCAAUUGAUCAUCCUCAUUCUCUAAAUCCUACUUUAUCACCCUUUCCUCCUUCUCCCCAUCUUCCAUCUUUCACUUCUUUCUACCACUUUUAGGUUGUCCACCCCCCAAUCUUCAAGAUGUAUGUCAAGAAGCGUGACGGACGCCAGGAGCGUGUCCAGUUCGACAAGAUCACUGCUCGAGUCUCUCGAUUGUGUUACGGUCUCGACACCGACCAUGUCGACCCAGUUGCCAUCACCCAGAAAGUUAUCUCUGGUGUCUAUGGAGGCGUCACUACAGUACAACUUGACGAUCUCGCAGCCGAGACCGCCGCGUACAUGACCGUUACCCAUCCAGACUAUGCCAUCUUGGCCGCACGUAUUGCCGUGUCCAACCUCCACAAACAAACCAAGAAGCAAUGGUCCUCAGUCAUCAGUGACCUCUAUCACUAUGUGAACCCAAAGAACAGAACGCCUUCUCCCAUGAUCUCCAAGGAGACAUACGAAUGCGUUAUGAGACACAAGGAGGACUUUGACUCUGCCAUCGUCUAUGACAGAGAUUUCAACUACCAAUACUUCGGCUUCAAGACACUGGAGCGAUCCUACCUGCUUAAACUAAACGAUAAGAUCGUGGAGAGACCGCAGCAUAUGAUCAUGCGUGUAGCCGUCGGUAUCUGGGGCGAUGAUGUGGAGAGAGUUCUCCAGACCUAUAACCUGAUGUCAAGCAAAUAUUUCACACAUGCUUCACCCACUCUAUUCAAUGCCGGAACGCCGCAAGCACAGUUAUCAUCCUGCUUCCUCGUUGAUAUGAAGGACGACAGCAUUGAGGGAAUUUACGAUACCCUCAAGACUUGUGCCAUGAUCUCUAAGAUGGCUGGCGGUAUUGGCAUGAACAUCCACCGUAUUCGUGCUACCGGCUCAUACAUUGCCGGCACUAACGGCACCUCCAACGGCAUUGUGCCUAUGCUACGUGUUUUUAACAACACCGCAAGAUACGUCGACCAAGGUGGAAACAAGAGACCUGGUGCCUUCGCCAUCUACCUUGAGCCAUGGCAUUCGGAUGUCUUUGAGUUCCUGGACCUUCGCAAGAACCAUGGCAAGGAGGAAGUCCGUGCCCGUGAUCUCUUCCUUGCCCUCUGGAUUCCUGAUCUUUUCAUGAAGCGGGUUGAGAAGAAUGGCGAGUGGACUCUUAUGUGCCCUAACGAAUGCCCUGGUCUAGCCGACGUAUAUGGCGAUGAAUUUGAGGCUUUGUACGAGAAGUAUGAGGCAGAGGGCCGAGGCCGCCAGACGAUCAAGGCUCAGAAGCUUUGGUAUGCAGUCCUCGAGGCACAGACCGAGACUGGUAACCCAUUCAUGCUCUACAAGGAUCACUGUAACCGCAAGAGCAACCAGAAGAAUCUCGGUACUAUCCGCAGCUCAAACUUAUGUACCGAGAUCAUCGAGUACUCGGCCCCAGAUGAGGUCGCUGUCUGCAACUUAGCGUCCCUUGCGUUGCCAUCCUUUGUGGACUAUACCGCUGGCACCUACGAUUUCCAGAAACUUCAUGAAGUUUCUCAGGUCGUUGUCCACAAUCUAAACCGAAUCAUUGACGUCAACCAUUAUCCUGUGCCUGAAGCCCGUAACAGCAACUUGCGACAUCGUCCUAUUGGACUAGGUGUUCAGGGUCUCGCUGAUACCUUCUUGGCGCUACGCAUGCCCUUUGAGUCGCCAGAGGCUAGACAGUUAAACAAGCAAAUCUUCGAGACCAUCUACCAUGCUGCCUUGACGGCAUCUAUGGAAAUCGCUAAGGUAGAGGGGCCUUAUUCCACAUAUGAAGGCUCUCCUGCUUCACAGGGUAUCCUACAAUAUGACAUGUGGAAUGUCACCCCGUCCGAUCUCUGGGAUUGGGCCAGUAUCAAGGAGCAGAUUAAGCAGAACGGCAUCCGCAACAGCUUGUUGGUUGCUCCUAUGCCCACCGCCAGCACCUCCCAGAUCUUGGGUAACAAUGAAUGCUUCGAGCCUUACACUUCCAACAUCUACUCUCGUCGUGUUCUUGCUGGUGAAUUCCAGGUUGUCAACCCUUGGCUGCUAAAGGACCUAGUUGAUAUGGGUCUCUGGUCUGAUGCUAUGAAGAACCGCAUCAUUUCUGAGGGUGGUUCAAUCCAAAACAUUCCCAAUAUCCCCACAGAGAUCAAGACCCUUUACAAGACUGUCUGGGAAAUCUCUCAGAAGACCGUUGUCCAAAUGGCUGCCGACCGUGGUGCAUUUAUUGACCAGUCCCAGUCAUUGAACAUUCACAUGAGAGAGCCCACCAUGGGCAAGAUUACUAGCAUGCAUUUCACCGGUUGGAAGCUUGGCCUAAAGACUGGCAUGUACUAUCUACGUACUCAGGCUGCCGCGGCUCCUAUCCAGUUCACUGUGGAUCAAGAAGCUCUUAAGGUCACGGAUUCGGCCUCGGCAAAGACACUGAAGAAGCGUGCCCCUCCGGGUAACUACGUCUCUUCCACUUCUACGAGCCUAGCCAGACCCUCAUAUGCCAAACGGGAGGAUUCUAACAGUCUGGCUAUAUCGGCUCUUAACGGGGUCCCGACGCCUAGCACUACCCCACCUCCUGUCUCAGAGGCCAAAGUACCUCGACCAGUCGCCUCCCCGAACAAGGCUGCGCCAUUCAAGGCAGAUGUUGAGGAGGGCGAGAGUCCCAAGGCUUUAGCUACCGAACCAACAGAGAAGAUUAAGGACGAGGAACUUCCCGAGCCGGCUCUCAACGAGAAGAAGUCAGGCCAAGAUGAAGACAAGGAGGACAAGAGCAAGGAGCGUGAAUACGACAUUUACGCAGAUGCUGUUGUAGCUUGCAGCAUCGAGAACCCAGAAUCCUGCUUGAUGUGCAGUGGUUAAAGGGUCUAAUGAGGACAUAGAAACGAUUACGAUACGUGGCUAAUGAUGGACGUAAUGAGAAUUUGGGGUUUCUUGACCCCGACCUGGUUGGCAUAAUG